AUGGCAGAAAAUUUCCAACGUGCACCUUUCUUUGGGACAGAAUGUGCUCUGCAGCCCUCUGCCCCUGUGCUGAGGAAUGCCACGCCCUUAGCAGGAAGUGUGUGCAACUUCUCCAGGGUCUCCACCCCAGCUGUGAGCUCAGCAUGGCUCCUGCCAUCAGACUCCAGCACUUGUUGCCAGCAGCUCAUGGACAGUGCCUACCCCUACUUACCAGCUGGCACAACCAUGGUGACUGUGCUGACUGACCAGGGCCAGAGCUCUGCCUCACCACUCUCCUAUCCAGGUGUUCUCCAGUGGGAUCCCACGGGAAGCACUGACAGGAGGGGAGCUACACUCCAGGACUUCACUGUAACUGUCAUUGACCAGAAUACCACAUUCUCCUCCUUGUCUAUGACAGCCCAGGGUGACAAUAUUUUAGAUCCCAAUGCCUUAGUCGUUUCCUAUCCAACACUGUCUGCCAGGAUUGUUCAGGCCACACCACCACAGGUGCCUAAUCAAGGAUACAGCCUGGCACCUUCCUACCAGGAGGGCAGCCAGGUCUACUACUAUGACCUCAAUAUCCUGGGCCCUCUGAUGGCUGGAGAACUUGGGCAGUGCCUGCAGGCCUGUGGCUCUGUGUCCUACUCUGGGGGUCAGGGCUCUGCCCUGCAACCAGAGAUGAUGAUGAUGCCAAAGGAGAUUCAGCCAACAAAUGUCCAAACACCUUUCUCCAACUCUGCCAUCUACUAUCCCACACCUGCUCAAGACAUGCCAGACACCAGUCUUCAAGUGGUGAAAACGGAGACAUCCCUGGGAUUGACAGCUUCAGGCCAGACACUCUGUCUGCUGCAGAAUCCAGACCUCUGCAGUGCUUGCACCCAGGAUGUCCAGAAGACACCACCUGUCCAUGGGGACUGGUCAUUAACUGCUCCCAUGCACAGUUUUUUGGAAUACCUGCCCUUGCCUCUUGCUCCGAGCUUGGAACAAACAGAGAAUAACGACUUGGAUUUGAUGACAGCUGAUCUAUCAACUCCUCUGGAUGCCUAUGAGGGCAUAAAAGAAAACCAAGACCCAUCACUUCUCCCUUUAGCACAUGCCAACAUGCGGCAGGCCCUGGACUACACUGAUUCUGGGAGCCUGAAACAGAAGCUUUCUCCUGACAAUGCCACCUUGGGAAGCAGCAGCCUUGGUCAGGAUGAGCCUGGGGUGCUGCAGAGUGUGAUGGACUCCAGCAUGGACUUUGCAGACAUGACUACACUGGUGGCAGAUAUUCACCUUCCCCGACUCUUCCACUCAAUCACUGAAAUGAACCCAUUCCAAGAUCCCACAGCAACCCAAUCCAAAGACACCAGGAGGGAUCAGGCCCAGGAAAGCUCCAGCAUCAUCAGUGUACCUGUGGACCAAGUGAGAAAGAAUGUCCAGAAAUCCUCUGAGAUGCUUGAUGUGUCUCCUCAGGCCAGAAUCCAGCUCCAGGACUGGGUGAAGGGCGAAGAGGCGGUGGGCAGUGCUGGGUCCAGUGAAGGGGCUAUUGACAACAUGCCUAAACACUUGGAGGGCAAGGCCCAGAUUGCCACACCUAGCAUGCCCAGCAGAGCUAGGGCUCAGGGGCAAGACAAGACCAAGAGAACCAGAGUAAACAACUCCAAGAAAACAGAGGAGCUGAAGCAGUCAAGGAACAGAGUCAAGGAGGAAGAAAACACCACCAAGCCAAAGAACCAGAGGAAGAGGAAUCCACCCGAGCUCAGCCAUGACAGCUUUAAAAAGCCUCGAACUCACCUCGGCAUGCACAUGCUAGAAUCCGUGCAAGUCUUUCACCCACUGGGGAAGAAGAGUGAGAAGAAAACUGGCAUCUCCUCCUCCCAGGCUCAGCUAAACCUCAGUAGCAACAAAGAUCCCAGGACAGGCCCAGUCACCACAUCCCUUCUGGAUGUGCCAUGUGAUGGCGGAGGCCCUGGUAAAUCCCCAAGCAAUACUCAGAGACCAGAGAGCAAUGCUCACAGGGAGUGUCCAUCUCCAUCCCAGUAUGAGCUGCCCCCACCUGGGAAGGUCAAGUUAGUACCUCUGCCUUUCCCAGCCGUGGACAUGCAACAAGCAAGACCUGUUUCUAGGAAGCCUCUCCCCCUGGCUUCUCGCAGGGCCCCUGCAGUAUGCCCUGUGAGGCCUCAUUCCCACUCGGCUCAGCCUACCACACUCAAGCCAUCUAAACCAGCUCCUGCCAGCACUUCUUUGAUGGCCUCUGACAAGCCAGUUCUGCCUAUUGCUACCAGUGCCACACGACCUAACAUAACCAACCCCAUCCAGUCUUGCCCUGGGCCUCAGCCAGCUGUCUGUAGGCCAGAAUCCUACAGGGCAUCAUCUCACCCUUCACUACAGAGGGAGCUUGCAUCUGCUGACAAGAACAAGGCCCCAUCAACCCCAAAACCUCAAAUCCAAUAUCUACUGCAAGACUUCAGCCACCAACCAAUUCCAUGGAGGAAAGUCCACAUUCCAGGGCCAGUCAUCUCACAGCCCAUCACAGAAGAGCAGAGGCCAGAGAGGGAGGCCAUGAAGAGGCAGGCUCAACGGGAGAGAGAGAAUGCUGCCAAGUACACCUCUCUGGGAAAACUGCAGCUUUUCCUCCAGAGGGAGAAGGAUAUGGAAAUUUCUCGAUAUUAUGGCUAUGCAAUGUAAGAGCAGGCCAGGAUUUUAGAGCAGAGUGCUUUUCAAUGUGGAUAAGAAGAGAUAUAAAUACCAAUACACAUGUGUACAAGGAAUUUAACAACUUAAAUGAAAUGUAUAGAUACAUAGGUCCAAAUGUAGUAAUACAGAUGACUAUGUAGAUAUAGAUGGAUAUACAAAAUGUCUAUAUUCACAUAUAUUUGAGUACUUAGUAAAACUCCCUAAAAAGUCUUAAGUCUGUUAUUUCAUCUGUGAGUAAGUUGUCUUUCAAUAUUUAUCUUAACUUUGAUAAUUGAAUUUUUACAUUUUCCAAGUACAAUAUCAUAUUCUAUAUGAAAUAAAACUCACAAAAUACUUUUUAAGUAUUAAAUCAAUUAAAUGCUCUGGUUUUUCAUUCACAGGACAUGGUAUGCCUUGAAGCACAUACUGAGUAUUGAGCACACUUCCUCUUUGACCACAGUCUGACCAUUUCUCACCUCUCCCCACAGCACUUAGACAUCAUUUUUCUGCUACAGAGCUAUGCCUCUAAUUUCAUGAAACACAUACAUAGGAUUUCAUUUAUGUAAAUAUAAUCUAGGAACCACAUAUGAAAGAAAACAUGGACAGUUUACUGAGCCUGGUUAAUUUACAUGAUAAUCUCCACAGAUUUUUUUCCUUCACAAAGCAUAAUUUCAUUCUUUUUAUGAAUUAAUAAUUUCCCAACGUGUUAAUACAUCACAUUUUCUUUAUACUUUUCUCUGUUGUUGACACUCAGGCUAUUUCCCUAAUGUUGCUGCUGUGGACUGUUGCAAAGGCUAUUUUUGGUGUCAACCUGAAUACAUGUGGAAUUAGUUGACUGGGUACACCUGUGAGGGAUUUUUCUCAUUAACAAAAUUAUUAAAUCACUUGACGUAGAAAUAUCCAACUUUAAUCCAGAUCUUUUGAGAUGGGAAGAUCUGCCUUUAGUUUGGGCCACACCUUCUGGUGGCAGCCUAUAUGAAGGACAUGGAAGAAGGAAGCUCUUUGCUCUUUGCUUGCUUGCCCUUGCUUUUGCUAGCAUGUCCUUCCUUCACUGGCAUUAGAUCUUACUUCUUCUUUGGGAUUCCAGAGUAUGCUGAAGACCAGCUGAGAUACCCAGCUUCAUAGACUGCACCACUACUCCACCCUUGGACUUUCAGUUGGUAGAUAUUCAUUGUUGGACUAAGUAGACCAUAGCCUGUAAGCCACUCUAAUAAAUCCCCUUUCUAUAUAUAGAGAGAUGGAUAGAUUGAAUGAGUCUAUCAUUCUACAGAACCCUGACUAGUAUAAUUCUGCUGUAAUCAAUAUUGAUGUGCAGAUAUGUCCCGAAUAUAAUGAGUUGAAAUCCUUCUUGUAAAUACCCAGAAAUAGUAUAACUGGGUCAUGUGGAAGAUUCGUUUUUUUUUAAGAACCUCCAUUGUGAUUCUAUUGUGUGGUGAUUCUAGAAAAGAGCACACAUGGACACUCUUAUGUCUGAAUAGAAAGUCUGUAUUUCUGUCCAGCAGCUGCAUGGGAAACCUGCACAAAUCAUGCAGCCCUGAGCCUCACUGCCUCUGGUCUUUCAAGCACAAAAACUAUAUCCUGUGUUGACAUGCUUUAGUGAGCAAGAACAGUUAGCAAGAAGCAGAACUAUAGAAGCCAAAAAAAAGGCAAGGCUAGUACAUUUAUGGGCUUUCCUGGAUCCUGGAGCUAUUGACUUUGUCUUUUAUGUAUUAGGUCUUUGUUCCCAUUUCUGCAGGUGUUGGGGCCUACAUGCUGGGUUCUGAGGUCAGAAUGAUGCCUCCAACAUAGUGUCCAUUGUGCUGAUGUCUGGGGGCCUGUUACAACCCCUGUACCUGAUGUAAUAGCUUAUAUCCUCACCAGUGACAUAUGUUUUUCUUCAGUUUGUGUUCUUGACACCGUUUGUCAUUUCUUGACUUAAUUAGUGUCAUUCUAAUUCAAGUGAAAUUAAUCUCAAUGUAAUCUUAAUUUAGACUUCUCUGACAAUGAACAUUUGAGUGUGUGUGUGUGUGUGUGUGUGUGUGUGUGUGUGUGUGUGUGUGUGUGUUGGCCAGGUGAAUUCCAUCUUUUGUGAACUAUCUUUUAAUUCAUGAGUUAUUAACUAGGAUGUUUUCUGUUAACUUUUUAGUUCUUUGCACUCCAGAUAGUAAUCCUCUAUCAGAUGUAAAGACCUAAAGACUUUCUUCCAUUCUAUGGGCUGCUUCCUCACUGUUUCUCUCGCUUGGCAGAAGCUUUUUGAGUUUAUGAGGUUCCACUUGUCAAUAGUAGGCAUCACCUCCUGAAUGGAAGAGGUUAUUAUCAGUCAUUGUUUGGUUCUGUAUUAAAAGUGUUUACUUUUUCCUCUAACAGUUUCAAGCAUUGCAUUAAAUUCUUAGGAGCAUUUGGACUUGAGUGUAAUACAGAGUAAGAGAUAGGAAUCUAGUUUUAUUCUCCUACAAGUGAGCAUACACUUUUCCUAGCAAAAACUGUGAUUCUGUUUUUUCUGCAAAGCCUAUGCUUGGUAUUUUUGUCAAAAAACAGUUCUCAGUAGCUGUGUGGGUUUAUAUCUCAGUCCUCUAUAUACCAUUAAUGGAUGUGUCUGUUUUUGUGCCAGUGCUAUGCUGAUUUUGUUACUGUUGCUCUGUAAUAUCACUUUAUGUCAGGACUGGCGAUAUCACCAGCAUUAAUGUUCUUGCCCAGUAUUAAUUAAGUUAUCUGGGGGACUUUGCGGAUCCAUACGUGACUGUUCAGAGUUUUUUCCUACACCUGGGAAGGCUGGUAUUUGGAUUUUGGUAGAGAUUACUGUUCAACUUACAGACUGACUUGAUAGCCAUUUUCACAAUAUUAAUUCUUGCCAUCAUAAGUAUGGCACAGUUUUUAGCCUUCUAGUAUCUUCUAUGCUGUUAGUUUAGUGACAAUGAAUGACUUUUGCCACUUUCUAUAAUGGAAAGGUUUUCUUUCUACUUCAGUUACGGCAGAGUCUUGCUAGCUACAGUUCAAUAUGUCACAAGCUGUCUUUCAGAGUAUGAAAUAGUAUUCAAUAUCACAUUUGUUUCAUAUAGUUAGUAUUUUGAAUAUAUGGUUACCUGGGGAGACCUUUCAUUGCAUUUAUCUCUUUGAUAUUCAUAGUAAUAAACACCUCCUGUGCAUAAACUGGAAUAUCUUCCCCAAGAUUUGAGACAGUUUGUUAUGAGUUUAUUGAAAAUGCAUUUAGAACAGAAUUCUCACCUCUUUUCCAUGCUCAUGAUUUAUAGAGUUGGGGUCUUAGUAUGGUUUCUAUUGGUGUGAUAAAGACCAUGACUGGCUAGUUUUAUGUCAACUUGACACAAGCUAAAGACAUCUGAGAUGAGGGAAUCUCAAUUAAGAAAAUGCCUCCACGUUUAGUUAUUCAAACAUCCUUCCUUUUGGCAUAUUGUCAAUGAAUGUGCUGGAUUCAUUUAUGUCUUCAAAAUAUUAAAAAUCAA
Messenger RNA from Peromyscus californicus insignis, 6077 nucleotides. RefSeq lists its product as uncharacterized. The coding region runs from base 1 to 2649 and encodes 882 amino acids. The transcript is spliced from 3 exons. Lineage: Eukaryota; Metazoa; Chordata; Mammalia; Rodentia; Cricetidae. The record is from RefSeq and is a predicted model, not a curated record.